Puccinia graminis f. sp. tritici CRL 75-36-700-3 is the source of this 798-nucleotide messenger RNA. RefSeq lists its product as uncharacterized. The transcript is spliced from 3 exons. Lineage: Eukaryota; Fungi; Basidiomycota; Pucciniomycetes; Pucciniales; Pucciniaceae. Bases 1 to 798 code for a protein of 265 amino acids. The record is from RefSeq and is a predicted model, not a curated record.
AUGACUAUCCGGCUGCCUCCCUCUGCCCCUUCUCCACCCCAUUGGAUAGAAUCCCCAACCCCCGAACCCUCUCAGCUUCCGACUCUGUGUGGGACUUCAUCUGCUUCCUUCAAGAGACAACCUUCUCCUUCGAUGUACAACAGCGGCAUCAACAUUCCCCGAAAAACCGAAGACUUGCCUGAUUGGUUGAACGGGUGCAAGACCGAACCUAAUGGGCCAAGCGCACACAAACAACCACGUCUAGACAGUAACUCAUCCGUCAAUCCACACUUGAACUUCUCCCUUUCGAACCCCCUCACCGGUGCUCCACAGACUUCAAACUACAUUCAUGCAAAUGUAUCUCUACAUUCUACCGCAGCUAUUAACCCAACUCCAUCAAUGACAGAGACUUUGGGCUUCGUUCCGGGCACCCCUGGUACCAGAUUUACGAAGGAUCAGCCUUGCUUCGCCGUUAGUGUCACCAAGCAACUCAAGAAGCACCGCUCUGCAGGUCCGUUCCUUGCUCCUGUAGAUCCUGUGGCUCUCAUUACUCCAUUGCUACCUCACGUAGCUCCCGUGUCUACUACUACAGCUCAGCUUGAUUGUCCAGUUGUACAACCUGCAACCCUUCCUGCUGCGUCCAAAGGCAAGUCCAAUUCUGCAAGAUCAGCCAAGCCCAAGCAGACUCAUGUCAGUUCUGGAGACAAGUCUGCUAGCUCGGUUUUGAAUCCAUCUGCUAAGCGCCAAGCUAAAGCAGUUGAGCAGCCGUCGUUACUUGGUCAAUUGGAGCAGCCUGAGUUGGCCCGCAAAUUUAUUUAA